Molecule: messenger RNA, 1694 nt
Organism: Morone saxatilis (striped sea-bass)
Lineage: Eukaryota; Metazoa; Chordata; Actinopteri; Moronidae
Gene: ubtd1b
Product: ubiquitin domain containing 1b
Molecular function (GO): protein binding
Source: RefSeq, a predicted model, not a curated record
UAAAAAAGUUCGGUGGCGUUAGCUCCGCCGCUAGUCACCUUUCACCAGCAGAGAGGGAAGUAACAUUUGGGGGAUUUAAAGAAAAACAAACGGGAGACAGCGUCAAAGAACUGAAGCGGUGCACCGUGGAUUGCGGGAAAGUGUAACUAUCCACUGCUCGUCGGAAGAAACUCAACGUCUGGGGAAAUAAUCACGAGUGCGAGUGGAAGUUUGUGUUUACUGAUGUUGUGGUAGCUAGCUGGGUGGCCCUGUUAGCCUGUUAGCGGGGACGGUGCGCUGUUUAGACCGCUGGGCAUCAACACUUCCAACCAGCGGGUUAGAGAGGUGGCAUGUCGCCGCGUAUAUCCUAACAUUGAUAAAAACGCUUGGGCAGAUGUUGCGGUGGCUCGCUGCUUCGGCGAUCAAACUCAUGUAACGUUAGUGCGGGCCACGAGCUUUGAAUCCCGUGGGGUCGAGUCCACCACAAACAACGCUGAGACAUAAAGAGAGGACCGGCUCACUGACCCACCAUCAUCGCUACCAAACACCCAGCGUCCUCCCUCUGUCUGUCAGGCUUGCAAAGUUGAACCUGCGACCCUCCUGCCCCUCCUCUUCCUCACCGGACCUAGUUCAUCGUCUUCCUCCACGAUGGGCCCCCUCCUCAGCUAGUACGACGCGUGGGAACGAUCAGCAGCCCUCAAACCAUGGGAGGAUGUGUGGGGAGAUACUGGGAAGGCUGGGAGGACACACAGAGCCGAGGCUCGUCCAGGAACGGUGGACGCGGAGGACGUAACGAGCCUCUGAAGAAAGACCGUCCCAAGUGGAAGAGCGACUAUCCGAUGACAGAGGGUCAGCUACGGAGCAAACGGGAUGAAUUCUGGGACACGGCGCCGGCAUUUGAGGGCCGCAAAGAGAUUUGGGACGCCCUGAAAGCUGCGGCUGUGGCCCUGGAGUGUAACGACCACGAGCUGGCCCAGGCUAUAGUGGAUGGAGCCAGUAUCACACUGCCACAUGGUACUCUCGCGGAAUGUUACGACGAGCUCGGGAACCGCUACCAGCUGCCCGUCUACUGUCUGGCUCCACCAAUCAACCUCAUCUCAGAGCGCAGCGACGAGGACCCCAGCGACAGCCCCGAGCCCCCUGUAGCACCCAAGAAGGAAUUCCAGCUCAAGGUACGGCUCUCCACCGGCAAGGACCUGCGCCUCAGUGCCAGCAUGGCCGACACCAUAGGGCAACUGAAGAAGCAGCUGCAGGCUCAGGAUGACAUCGACGCCGCCCACCAGCGCUGGUUCUUCUCCGGGAAGCUGCUCACAGACAAGACGCGGCUGCAGGACACUAAGAUCCAGAAGGACUUUGUCAUCCAGGUCAUCGUCAACCCGCAGGCCCUCCAAGCCCCCAAGCUGUCACCCACCACCACUGCCUCCUCGCCUUCAUCCGAGUGAUUGAGGACACGGAGGACGGAUGGAAGGGCAGUGCCGUGGGUAGAGAGGAUGGUGGCAGGCAGUAAAGGACCAGAGGUGCCUCCUCUUGUCUGGAUAAGUAGUUAGCUUUUUGAGAACAGCUACUGAAAUAAAAAUCAAACUGUGGAGGUACAAAACUACUUUGGAGCAAAAACAUGAGGGAGAAACUCAAAAGUGCUGCUUUCUUUCAUCUAUCAUGUGUCAUUGUAUGUUUUGGGGUCUGCUGGGUUGUUCUUUAAGUGAAUCCGGUCAGCA